Molecule: messenger RNA, 5661 nt
Organism: Silurus meridionalis
Lineage: Eukaryota; Metazoa; Chordata; Actinopteri; Siluriformes; Siluridae
Product: sodium- and chloride-dependent creatine transporter 1-like
Exons: 14
Coding region: 329-2242 (637 amino acids)
Biological process (GO): sodium ion transmembrane transport
Cellular component (GO): membrane
Source: RefSeq, a predicted model, not a curated record
GGGGACAGAGAGCGCCGGAGACGGAGCGAGAAGAACCAGGCAGCACCGCCCAUACACACACACACACACAGGGUACCGUUACACCUGUUAUUCGUGCACGCGGGUGGAUCUCAGGAGCGCAGUGGAGAUGAUGGUGUAGUCGCAGGCAGGGAAUUUGUUCCGUGUAUCGGUGAAUGUAAUUCCUGUACAUUGACCGGCUGGUGAGCGCCCGGUUUCCGUUCUCUCUGGUUUUUUUUCCCGACCCGACAGUCGCCUCCUCUUCGAGAGAUACGAGCCGAUGCGAUUCUUCAGACUCACCUUCAAGUGUUUCGUGGAUUGUUUUUGAAGGAUGGAGAAAAGCGAGAAGAGUGUGUUUGGUGAUAACGGCUGUGCCAUUGACUUGGGGUCGGACACCUGCGUGGUGGUGAACGGGAACCACCACCAGGCCGCUAACAGCACUCUUAUAGAUGCCAGCGGCGAGAAGAAGCGCAUCCAGCCUGAGAGAGAGACAUGGACCCGGCAGAUGGACUUCAUCAUGUCUUGCGUGGGCUUCGCCGUCGGACUGGGGAACGUGUGGAGGUUCCCUUACCUCUGCUACAAGAAUGGUGGAGGAGCCUUUCUCAUUCCCUACCUGUUGUUUAUAUUCCUUGGUGGAAUUCCUAUUUUUUUCCUGGAAAUAUCUUUGGGCCAGUUUAUGAAGGCUGGAAGCAUCGCCGUAUGGAACAUCGCUCCACUCUUUAAAGGACUCGGCUAUGCCUCCUCAGUUAUCGUGUUCUAUUGCAACACCUACUACAUUAUGGUCCUGGCAUGGGCUUUCUAUUACCUUAUAAAAUCCUUCACCGCUGUACUGCCGUGGUCCACUUGCACAAACUACUGGAACACGGAGAACUGCAUCGAGACCUUCCGCCAUGACGCCUGCAGGAACGGCACCAACUCCAACUACACCUUCAUGAACAAGACCUGCGAGGAGUUAGAGAACGCCACCUCGCCCAUCAUCGAGUUUUGGGAGAACAAGGUGCUGCGUAUCUCUGAAGGUCUGGACAGUCCGGGUCAGAUCAACUGGGAGAUGACUUUGUGUCUGGUGGCCGUCUGGGUGUUGGUUUACUUCUGUGUAUGGAAGGGAGUGAAGUCUACAGGAAAGAUUGUAUAUUUCACUGCCAUGUUCCCCUACGUUGUCCUGGUCAUUCUUCUGGUGAGAGGGGUGACCCUUCCUGGGGCCUAUGAUGGGAUUAUGUACUAUCUCAAGCCUGACUGGUCAAAGAUUCAAGAAGCACAGGUCUGGAUCGAUGCCGGCACUCAAGUGUUCUUUUCUUACGCGAUCGGACUCGGAGCGCUGACCGCUCUUGGCAGUUAUAACCGAUUCAACAACAACUGCUACAGGGAUACGUUCGUGUUGGCCAUGAUAAACAGCGGUACCAGUUUCUUUGCUGGCUUUGUGGUUUUCUCCAUUCUGGGUUUUAUGGCUGCUGAGCAAGGUGUGGACAUCUCCAAAGUGGCAGAGUCAGGGCCGGGUCUGGCGUUCAUCGCGUAUCCCAAAGCCGUGUCGAUGAUGCCCGUGGCACCGGUCUGGGCCACACUCUUCUUCUUAAUGCUGCUGAUGCUGGGGCUGGACAGUCAGUUUGUUGGAGUGGAAGGCUUCAUCACUGGCAUCCUGGAUCUGCUCCCUACGAAGUAUAACAAGCGUGAAAUCACUGUGGCAUCCUGCUGCAUCUUGUGCUUUGUUAUAGAUCUCUCCAUGGUUACACAGGGAGGGAUGUACGUCUUCCAGCUUUUUGACUAUUAUUCUGCCAGUGGAAUGACCCUGUUGUGGCAGGCAUUCUGGGAAUGCAUUGUUGUCGCUUGGGUUUAUGGUGCUGAUAGGUUUAUGGAUGACAUUGCCCGUAUGAUCGGUUACCGGCCUUUCCCUUGGAUGAAGUGGUGCUGGUCGUUUCUUACUCCAUGUGUUUGCAUGGGAAUUUUCGUGUUCCACCUGGUGAACUACAAGCCUCUAACCUACAACAAUGUGUACGUGUACCCGUGGUGGGGAGAGAUGAUCGGAUGGUGUAUGGCUCUCUCCUCCAUGCUCUGCAUCCCCGUUAGUGUCGCCUACAAGCUCAUCAUGGCCAAAGGAUCCUUCCGACAGCGCUGGGAAAUUUUGACCAAACCCGUAUGGGGUGCACAUCACCUGGAAUACAUGGCGCCCGGCGCUGACACGCAAAGCCUGCCGUCCUCGUCCCCCGGAACCGAAGACAACAAGGUCAUCAUCUUCGAGAGCGGCAUGUAGCCGCGAGGUCGGAGGAACGAAGAAAACGACAAUGGCCGGAAAGACAAGCUGAUAAUGCCGCUGCUCGAAGCUGUUCUCCAGUCCGGCUUUUACACUCAUCUGUAUUUAAACAAGCAUCAUUUAAAAACAUGAGUUUACAAAGACAUUUCUGUUUUGUUUGUUUUUUUUUUUGCUUUCAGAACUCCCGGGUUGAAAUCGCUGCUCUUUCUGUUUCACUCCUGCAGUUCUGUUUGUUUCGCAGCGCACUAUUAGCUUGUCCUCGCUUUGGACGAAGAUGUGCGGCACGAAAGAGAGACGGAUUCUAGCUUUGGUGUAGCUUUUUUCUUACCAUCACCUCCUCAGGGCAGAAUUCCCACAAUAUCCUCCUCGUCCAAUCGGAGAAUUCAGUUCAAAUUCAAUUCACUUGUAUUGCAAUUUUAAAAUUAUGCAUUGCAGCAGUUUUAAAGAAAUGAUUUAUUAUUAUUAUUAUUAUUAUUAUUAUAUAAAUUAUUAAUGUAAAUGUAUAAAACGCUACCUAUGAGUUUCUCUCUAAUGAGAUUUCACCGGAUUCUAAAGGGAACCUAUCAGAUCAACUCUAAUUACGACCUGAGUGAUGUAGCUGAGGCUGAGGAACUGUCUGAGCCAAGUGUAAGCCAUUGUAGCACAAAUUAGAGCCCAAAUCUAUCGUCACUUACGUGUACACGUGCCUGGGACGAGGGGGAUACACACACACACACACACGGAUAUAAACGUACACAAUGAAAUCUUCACUCAUAGAAUUGCUGUAGAAACAGCGAUCGGGUCCACUGUAUUUAAGGGCCAAAAUAGACGUUCACUCCACAUUCUUCCUUCUGUAGUGUAUUAUUCAGUAUUACUAACGUAUUCGUGUCUGUUCAGGCCGGACUAAUAAAACACCAGAGAAUAAGUGUUAGGUUAAACGCUCAUUUUUUGACCAUCGAGGAGGUAUGAAGUAACGGAUCGUACGACGAACAAUUCCUGUUUAUUGCACAGUUUUUACAGUCAGGGGUUGUUUAUAUAAAAAAUUUUUGUAAUACGUCAAUUAUUGACUUUAUUUGUUUUGCGUGCCAAAUAUCUCGCUCAGUCAGGAAAGACUCGUUGCCAUACAGGACCGAGUUGAACUUGUAUUCCUGUUCAGCUUCUCCACAAACGACUAGUAGCUAAAGGAAACAUCACGUCUGCAUUUUUUUUUUUACACCAAAACGUGAGGAUGAGAAUCUUAAAGGAGAUUAACUUUAGCUUUCUUUUUUAAUCCCGUGAUAUCAGUGAUGUCGAAUUGCCAAAAAAAUGAAUAAAUCUGAAUUUACGCUCGCAGUGUAAGACUAAGGGGUCGGUAUUGGGGCCGUCAGGAAUCAUUUGAAACACAUCAUUCUAUAGAACACACUAGAAAUUGAUCAGAGGAUCAAAGAGUUUUUACUUUUCCAGAGUUUAAGACCUUUUUUUUAUUAAAUGCAGGAAUUCUUAAGUGUGUAGUCAGAAUACCGAAAUGUAUUAUCCUUCCACGUCUACCUUCAGACUUCCAUUAUUGUCUAGCUUUUUUUUUUUUGCUUCAAUAGAAAAAGGGGGUUAAAACCCUUAUUCGUGGCAACCACUAAUGACACAACAAUACGUUUUGUUAAGAUGAAAAAAAUUUCUAAAAUAUCAACGAUUGCAUUACAAUUUUAAAUUUUGAUCGCCCGCUACUCAGACGUCCAAACAAGGUUUUUUUUUUCUUUUCUUUUUGUUUGUUCGAGCGUGUUGACUGAUCCGACCUCAGAUCCUCAUCACUGUAACUGAUGGCAAACAGUUGCCUUUUUUACCUUUUUUUCAUUUGUUUGUUUGUUCGUUCGCUUUAGCGCCCAUUCACAUCAAGGUGUAAGUGCGUAGUGGGAAUUCUGCCCUUCUUUCCUUUCUGUAGUGUAGCUUACUCUUUAAGCCUUUCUAACACCAAUCUGAAAAAAAGUCUAAAAACUAUUAGAAUGUUUAAAAAAAAAAAAGAAGAAAAGUAAAAAAAAAGUAGACGUUAAAUUUUAAUGUUGUUUUACAUAAUGUGAAAUUAAUCAGAGAUUUAUUUUGUAAAGGCUUUUAUUUUGCUGAUAUACAUAUAUACAUUCAUAUAUAUAUAUAUAUAUAUAUAUAUAUAUAUAUAUAUAUAUAUAUAUAUAUAUAUAUAUAUAUAUAUAUAUAUAAUAUCUGUGAGGUAUAUUUUCAAAGUUUGCUGCAGGAUGAAUUUUUGAUAAAGAUGUGACUGUGGAAAGGGUUGAUGAUAUUGAUGAUAUGAUUCAGUGGUGUUUUUGAGAAACACUGAGACAGCACAAUUAUAUGCGUUGUCUGUUAUAAGUAUCAAGCUCGUGUGUGUGUGUGUGCGUGUGUGUGUGCGCGAGUGUGUAUGUGUGUGUGUGUGCUUUAUGUGUUAGAUUUCAGUAUUUUCCGCUGACCACCCAGGGACCAAACACGACUGAAUUGAUCAUCUGGAGAGUUCCUCCCCUUUUCCAAUUUUCCUGAUUUCCACUUCAUCCCACAGCACCCUGGGAUGGUCAGCUGAUAAAAUGUUGUUUAGUCAUUGUACGUAAAAAAGUAAAGAAAGCAAAAAAAUAAAAAAAAAAAAAUAAAAAAACGUGUUCUUGACAGUAGCUUCGUCCCAAAGACUCGCUCACUGCAAUUGAACUGGUUAAUGUCGUGUUGUCAUCGAGAGCGUUUUAGAAAAAUCUAGAAACGUAUCAUAAUGGGAUUUUUCUUCAAUCAAAACGUUUUUACCGUAUUUGAAUACGCGGAUUAAUUUAUAAAUAAAUUAAUGAUAAUAAAACAACCGUAUUUGAAUUCCUCUAUAUUUCUAAACGACUGACUUUUACUCUUUUAGAAAUGAAAAGCUGUAAAAUGUAAAUCUGUAAUCAAAUUCUUAUGAUUUUAAGUGUUUUACCAGUUCAAUCAACCAGCAUUAACAUUUUUUUAAAUUAAAAAAAAAAAAUUCUAGCGGAUCAGCAGUGAUUAUCUUUGUUCGGAAUAGUGAACUCUUCAAUAGAAUACCAUAAACUUUUGGCUUCAGAGUUUCGAAUCCAGUUCUAACUCGAGAAAGUUAUUUUCUUUUGAUAAUAUAUUACAGCACGUUAUAUUGUUGGUGGACCGAAACACUAAAGCUUUGGGUCGAGUUACUGUUUCGAAGGUUCUCUUACUAACGUAGUAAAAGUAGUGAUUAACUCUUUCAUCGUUGUGCUUGGUGACAUGCCGUGAGCCGUACCCACAGUCUUCCAUUCGUAAGCUGAAGUAGUAAUAAACAUAACGACUCGUGCUGUAACUAAAGUCAUUGCUUGUGCAGGAUUUGAUCACUGAUGAUGUUAAUGUUUGAAGGGCUUCAUGCUUUACACCACUGUGACUGUGUGCUGAAGAUCCACUCACCCAUAUCAGAGCAACAACUGGCAAUAAACCAACUAACUCCAUGGCAA